Messenger RNA from Bombyx mori (domestic silkworm), 1598 nucleotides. RefSeq names its product transmembrane protein 135. The record is from RefSeq and is a predicted model, not a curated record. Bases 274 to 1458 code for a protein of 394 amino acids. The transcript is spliced from 10 exons. Lineage: Eukaryota; Metazoa; Arthropoda; Insecta; Lepidoptera; Bombycidae.
AUAACAAAGCGUUUUGUAAUCGGAGAGUGCGCGCGCGCCGGUGCGCUGCGCUCAAACAAACAACAGUAUAUCAAGCGGUCGUGGCUAACAAUUAAUGUUAAUCAAAAAUACACAAACGAACAAGAUUUGUUUUCUAUUCACCAAUAACCUUACUCACCUCUUUAGUGUCGCUGAGAAUAAACUAAAAACUUUAAUCAAAAAUAUCGAUUCCGAUCCUAAUUUAAUAACGAAACUACAAGAAAUUCCUAACAGCUAGGAGUGCUUCGUAAAGAUAUGGUUCAAAUGAGCAAGGAGCUGUUCGAGAAAAUCUACACGGAUGUUGACUGCCAUUAUCUUCUUCAUCCGUGGGGCAAAGGCUGCAUCACAUCGUUGCCGGUUUUAUUCAAGGAUUCUCUGAUCGGCAGCGUAAAAUUCUAUUCUAUGGUAUACUUGAUACAAAUACUAAUGCGUGGUAAGAAAAUGAGAAAGAAAGAACAAUGGCUCAAAAUGGGUAACUACUACAUAAGGUCGAUUCUUUUCGGACAGUUUGUUGCAGGAACCGCAUCCAUCAUCGGAUGUAUCGUCAGGAAACUAAACGGCAAUAAGUUCAAGUUCAAUACGUUCCUUUUUGUACCGUUCACAUUGAAUGGUCUGUUUAUUUACUUGGAGCCGCCAAGCAGGAGAGGACUUGUCAUCAAUUUGUUUGUUAAUUUGUAUAUAGAAUACUGGCUUCGGAGAUUGGAAAGAGCUGCAUAUAUUAAAAUUACGAAAAUCCGAACUACCGCACUUUUUAUGCUGGGCAGCGCUCUCCUUUUCUACUUAAUGCGAUUAGAGGGAGAUAAAAAAGAAAGGACCCAAUUGUUUUGGUUAUUUACCCCGGACAAGGUGAGACGAAAAACAGAUGAUUCAAAUAAUGUUUGUCCUCACCAAGGCUCCUGUCAUAAAUAUAUCUUUAAGGGUACGGCUACAUACUUCGCACUUGGCCUAGCGUUUACUGUCGCAAGACUCAUAUUACCAAGGAUUCGCUCACCUAUGACCGCUAUAGCUUCAUUGAGGACGAGACAUUUGAAACUGGCGAUGUUCUUCGGUUCUUAUAUCGGUAUUUACAGAGCUGUGAUAUGUUAUUUGUGCCGCAAGAGAGGAUGUGAUUCUGCAAUAUACGCUUUACCAGCUGGCUGUUUGGCCGGAUUAUCAUUCAUUUUCAGCCCUAGUCUGGGAAUAGCUAUUGGAGCAAUGACAGGAGCUAUGAAGUUAUAUUCAACAAUACUGUAUGAGAAGAAGCUUUUGCCCGCACGUUUGCCGUUACCAGAACUCCUGUACUGUAUAUGUCAGGGUACCCUGUUUAGUGCUCGAGUGUUUUACCCAGAAGAGUGUCCCUCAUAUAUUUUCAAUCUUCUAGCUAAAGUCAGCAACAACAGGUCCGAAUGGAUUUACAGCAACUACAAACUACUAUUGGACAAGGCUUUAGAACAAUCCUAGUUUUUAAACAUCCCAAAUGGUAAUUUAUGAUACGUUAGUUAAUUUAGUUCAAUGUUUUAUUGCCCAUCUAAGCUGUAAGGUGUUGUUUUGUUUUAUAUUUUUAAUAUUCAUCUUGUUUAAUAAAUACGUGACGGUAGUAA